Cryphonectria parasitica EP155 is the source of this 438-nucleotide messenger RNA. RefSeq lists its product as uncharacterized. Lineage: Eukaryota; Fungi; Ascomycota; Sordariomycetes; Diaporthales; Cryphonectriaceae. Gene Ontology annotation, biological process: microtubule-based movement. Gene Ontology annotation, molecular function: dynein intermediate chain binding. Gene Ontology annotation, cellular component: cytoplasm; cytoplasmic dynein complex. The record is from RefSeq and is a predicted model, not a curated record. The transcript is spliced from 3 exons. Bases 1 to 438 code for a protein of 145 amino acids.
AUGGCAGACCCAGUCACGACCAACGGCGCCGACGCCCUCGAAGAGACUCUUAGCCGCCUCUCUAAGAAACCCGGCGUGAAGGCGACCAUCGCGCUCGACCGCGUGUCUGGCACGAUCCUCAAGACGGCGGGGCAGAUUUCGUUUCUGCACACCUCGACGGACUCCUCCUCCCAGUCGCAGCAACAACAGGCACAAGCACAAUCCGACGACUCCAGCGCCGCGGCGGCAGCAAGCGUCAUCGACAGUGAGACCCAAGGCGCAGAGGAACUGGCAAAGAUGGUCUGGGGGUUCGUCAACGUGGCGGGCGGCCUAGUGGAGGGACUGGACACCGAGGAUGAGUUGAGGCUGCUCCGCGUACGCACCAAGAAACAGGAGCUUGUCAUCGUGCCCGACGCCAAGUACCUCCUCAUCGUGAUAUACGAGACGCCGGCGGCCUGA